AUGGCGAAAAUGCCUUUCUGGAACCCCUUAAGACACUUGCCUACAAUUAGCUGUAAUGCAGAUUAUAUUGCCAAUUUUUUAUAUUUUUUGUAUUUUACUAUCACCUGUUUAUUACCUACAUACGCCGCCGCUAAACCUACAUACGCCGCCGCUAAACCUACAUACGCCGCCGCUAAACCUACAUACGCCGCCGCUAAACCUACAUACGCCGCCGCUAAACCUACAUACGCCGCCGCUAAACCUACAUACGCCGCCGCUAAACCUACAUACGCCGCCGCUAAACCUACAUACGCCGCCGCUAAACCUACAUACGCCGCCGCUAAACCUACAUACGCCGCCGCUAAACCUACAUACGCCGCCGCUAAACCUACAUACGCCGCCGCUAAACCUACAUACGCCGCCGCUAAACCUACAUACGCCGCCGCUAAACCUACAUACGCCGCCGCUAAACCUACAUACGCCGCCGCUAAACCUACAUACGCCGCCGCUAAACCUACAUACGCCGCCGCUAAACCUACAUACGCCGCCGCUAAACCUACAUACGCCGCCGCUAAACCUACAUACGCCGCCGCUAAACCUACAUACGCCGCCGCUAAACCUACAUACGCCGCCGCUAAACCUACAUACGCCGCCGCUAAACCUACAUACGCCGCCGCUAAACCUACAUACGCCGCCGCUAAACCUACAUACGCCGCCGCUAAACCUACAUACGCCGCCGCUAAACCUACAUACGCCGCCGCUAAACCUACAUACGCCGCCGCUAAACCUACAUACGCCGCCGCUAAACCUACAUACGCCGCCGCUAAACCUACAUACGCCGCCGCUAAACCUACAUACGCCGCCGCUAAACCUACAUACGCCGCCGCUAAACCUACAUACGCCGCCGCUAAACCUACAUACGCCGCCGCUAAACCUACAUACGCCGCCGCUAAACCUACAUACGCCGCCGCUAAACCUACAUACGCCGCCGCUAAACCUACAUACGCCGCCGCUAAACCUACAUACGCCGCCGCUAAACCUACAUACGCCGCCGCUAAACCUACAUACGCCGCCGCUAAACCUACAUACGCCGCCGCUAAACCUACAUACGCCGCCGCUAAACCUACAUACGCCGCCGCUAAACCUACAUACGCCGCCGCUAAACCUACAUACGCCGCCGCUAAACCUACAUACGCCGCCGCUAAACCUACAUACGCCGCCGCUAAACCUACAUACGCCGCCGCUAAACCUACAUACGCCGCCGCUAAACCUACAUACGCCGCCGCUAAACCUACAUACGCCGCCGCUAAACCUACAUACGCCGCCGCUAAACCUACAUACGCCGCCGCUAAACCUACAUACGCCGCCGCUAAACCUACAUACGCCGCCGCUAAACCUACAUACGCCGCCGCUAAACCUACAUACGCCGCCGCUAAACCUACAUACGCCGCCGCUAAACCUACAUACGCCGCCGCUAAACCUACAUACGCCGCCGCUAAACCUACAUACGCCGCCGCUAAACCUACAUACGCCGCCGCUAAACCUACAUACGCCGCCGCUAAACCUACAUACGCCGCCGCUAAACCUACAUACGCCGCACAAUGUCGGCACUAUUACAGUGUCAGAGAUGUCUUGCGAGGAACAAUGCCCAAUAGCCAUGAAAAUGUCAGCCUGUGUUAG
Molecule: messenger RNA, 1659 nt
Organism: Schistocerca cancellata (South American locust)
Lineage: Eukaryota; Metazoa; Arthropoda; Insecta; Orthoptera; Acrididae
Product: adhesive plaque matrix protein-like
Exons: 3
Coding region: 1-1659 (552 amino acids)
Source: RefSeq, a predicted model, not a curated record